Lethenteron reissneri (Far Eastern brook lamprey) is the source of this 5307-nucleotide messenger RNA. Its product is annotated as transient receptor potential cation channel subfamily V member 5-like. The record is from RefSeq and is a predicted model, not a curated record. Gene Ontology annotation, biological process: calcium ion import across plasma membrane. Gene Ontology annotation, cellular component: plasma membrane. Gene Ontology annotation, molecular function: protein binding; calcium channel activity. NCBI's taxonomy places the organism in Eukaryota, Metazoa, Chordata, Hyperoartia, Petromyzontiformes, Petromyzontidae.
UCCGCCUGCCGCUCCAUCCGUCGGCUGCGGCCGCUCCGUCACCGCUCUAAUUUUUUGUUUUUUGUUGGGUUCUUCUCCUGCGGGCUACUGAUGCUCGUGACCUGGAGCGACCGACUUGGCUUCGCGCUCCUCUCGUGCACCUUGCACCGGAGCGCCCUCCCGCCCGAGCUGAGUGUAUAGGCGAGACGCACUUCUCGGCCCCGCGCGCAGCGACGAGAGAAUUCGCAGUCGGCGGUGUCGCUUGGACACCGCGACAUCGCAGAGCUAGCGGGACGCGCCUCGUGUCGAGUGUCCCGAGACUUUUAACCGUUCCGCUGAGAGGGGUGUUCCUGUGUGUGUUUUAAAGAGACGCAACACUCGACCCGCCUGAGAGUUGACUUCGUGGCGGGUCCCUCGGUUCCGCUGACCCAUCGGUGCCACACGUGUUGCGGGCGAUCGUCGUUUUUUUAUUAUUUACUGAAACACACCUCGGACGGGUCCUGCUCCGUCCGCGUGAGGAGCGACAAACCGCGGCAGCACGGCGAGGUUCCAGAUGAUCGCACUGCUGGCUAUGGGCAGCAGCAACCUCCAGAGCUUAUUUCACCGCCUGCGCCAUCGCAGCGUGGAGUACGCGGUCAGCAUGAAGCAAUCCGAAGAGAACUGCGCCAAGGAGAACCCUUUGUUCAAGGCCGUUAAGCAGAACGACAUGGAGAUGCUGGAGGUGCUGCUCGCUGCCAAAGAUGUUGAUCCACUCAUCACAGGAGGAUCACGUGAAGGUUGCCGUCUCCUUCCCGCCAUAAGCGAGGACUUGCCGGGAUUAUCGAGACUCGGCGAGAAUUUCCCGGGCCCUGACGGCGAGACGCUGCUGCACGUGGCGCUGCUGUUCCGCCACCGCACGCUUGCUCUGAGGCUGCUGGACGCCGUUCCGGCCAUCAUCAACAUUCCCAUGACCUGCGAGCUUUACCGCGGGGAAACGGCCAUCCACAUCGCCAUCGCCAACGAGAACGUGGUGAUGGUGAAGGAGCUGCUGCACCGCGGAGCCGACAUCACCGCGCGGGCCUGCGGUUCCUUCUUCCUGCCCGGCAAGCGCUGCCAGUGCUACUACGGCGAGUACACGCUGUCAUUCGCGGCCUGCACAGGGAACGAGAUGAUCGUCAAGCUGCUCAUGGACCACGGAGCCUCCCUCAUCACGCAGGACUCCCUCGGCAACACGGUGCUGCACGUGCUGGUGCUGCACCCCGACCGGGUGCUCGCCGUGCACAUGUACGACUUUCUCAUCUCGCUGGUGCACGAGGGCCAGCGGCGCUCGCUCGAGGCCAUCCAGAACGCCCAAGGGUUCUCUCCGCUCAAGCUCGCGGCCGCCGAGGGGAAUCUGGCCAUGUUCAACCACCUCAUGCAGAAGAGGAAAAACAUCUACUGGAACUGCGGCCCCGUCAGAUCAGCCAUUUACGACCUCACGGACAUCGACACGUGGGGAGACAAAAACUCGAUCUUGGAAAUUAUCACCUCCAGCAAAAACAAAGAGGCUCGCAACCUGAUCGGGAUGACGCCCAUCAAAGAGCUCCUCCACCACAAGUGGAAAGUGUACGGUUUCAAGUACUUCCUCAUCUGGACCGUUCUCUACAUCUUCUACAUCCUCAUCUUCACCGUCUGCUGCAUCAUGCGUCCUCUACAGCACGUGAACAGGCUCGACAACGCCACCAUAAUGGGUUCCAAGCAAAUAAGGGAUUCCUACGAGAGCGAAUGGGACUAUGUUCGUCUCAUGGGGGAGAUCAUCACGGUGCUGGGAGCCAUCGCCAUCUUCAUUACAGAGAUCCUCUACCUGAUGAAAAACGGCCCGAAAAAAUACUUUGGGAAUACGGUGACAGGAGGGCCCUUCCACGCAAUCAUGAUGUGCUACAGUGUCCUGGUGCUGGUGAUCGUGGUGCUGCGGGUGCUAACCAACGACGUGGAGGUGAUCUUCAUGUCGAUUGCGCUCAUUCUGGGCUGGUGCAACAUCAUGUACUUUGCCCGCGGCUUCUCCAUGCUGGGCCCCUUCACCAUCAUGAUCCAGAAGAUGCUCUUCGGCGAUCUCCUUCGCUUCAUCAUGUUCCUCAUCAUCGUCCUGCUGGGAUUCUCCGCCGGUUUCCAUGUGGCCUUUGACUCCCUCGACUCAAACAUCUUCAUCUACUUUCGCAACUACCCGACGACGCUCUUCACGCUCAGCCAGCUCAUGAUGGGCCUCAAGGACCUGCCCAUCCCCAACAACAUGAACCUCCCCGCCAUCAUCAUCGUGCUCUACCUGGCCUACAUGGUGUUCGCGUACCUGCUGCUGCUCAACCUGCUCAUCGCCAUGAUGGGCGACACGCACUUCCGCGUCGCCAACGAGCGCGUGGAGCUGUGGAAGGCACAGAUCGCUGCCACGACGGUGCUGCUGGAGUCUCGGGUGCCACGGUGGCUGUGGAUGCGAUCGGGGAUACCAGGCCGGGAGCUGGGUCUGGACGGGGAUCGGUGGUACAUCCGGAUUGAGGAGAGGAACGAAAUGUCGCCCAAGAGGCAUUUCGCGCGGAACGACGACGGGAGAGACGAGUGUCCGGCCAAGCGCAGGAUGUCGUCGACGACCAAGAACUGGAACAUCGUGCACAAGAACUUCGCCAACAAGUUCAGCCAGCUUCACAAAAUGCAAAACCAGCCGGCUGUGGCCAAGUACAGUGGGAGCAUGGACUAGAUCGGCCGGGAUGCAGGUCCCCAGCAGCCGCACCCCCCCUUCCCCCCGUUGGGUAUCACUCCACGUGCUGUAUUGCCACCGCUCAGUGGCGCAGCUCAAGAAAGUAGUUCAUCAUCAAUCGCUCAGAAACUGAGUUAUAACGACGGUGUGCGUUCCCCGCUAUAACGACGGUGUACGUUCCCCGUUAUUACAAUGGUGUACGUUCCCCGUUAUUACAAUGGUGUGUGUUCCCCAUUAUAACGACGGAUAUGUUCCACAUUAUAACGACAGGCACAUUCCCCGUUAUAACGACAGGUGCGUCCUCCAUUAUAACAACGGUGUGCAGUUCUCCAUUUCACGAUGAAAGGAACCGCGUCAUCGCGAAAACGCAUGAUAGUAUGAACACCGCCACGCAUAACGCGAGGACUUACUGCAGUUUCCCUGGGUUACACGUCUGGCUUGGUAGGGGGACAGGCGGCAGCAUUUCGCUUCAAACACUGCGUCUCGGGCGCUAACGUAUCGCUCGUUACCUCUCGGCUGCGCUUCACUUUCCACCCGUUUGCAAUCCUGUUUUGUGUUAAGUAACAUUUUUUUUUUACCAUUUUGCAUUAAGUUGCAUAUUAUAAAAAUGUUUAGUCCAUCAUCACACCAUAGACGAUUUAUUAUGACUCUGUUGGAAGUCUACAGUGGUUGUUCUCUGGAUAGACCGGUCUCCAACCACGGGAAUGUGGAAUUCCCACCAGUGAUUCAGAGCCACAAAUGGAGACGAAUGCCACCCCAAUGCUCCUUGAAGAGUGAAACUACUUUUGACUUUGUCACAAAACUUAUCUUGGUGCCUCCAAAGGAAUUCCAAGUUACAGCCCUUUGUGAAUCCACUGCUGGUAGGCCGAACUUCCAAUGCAGUGUCUGUCAUGGGGGUUUUUGACCAUACUUCACCAUGCCGGUCAGUGCUGGUUGGUAAAUUGGUGGGGGUGGGGGCGUUAAAAGACCAGAUCAGUUAUCACUCGCCGUGGAGGUCAGUCGUGACCUGGAGUAGAACUUGGAUUUCCUGGGUUCGUAGUGCAGUGAACUGCUCCCCGCUGCAUGGUUCUGAUAUUAUUUAAACCAGAUCCCAAGUUAAACUUGUAAUACCUUUAUAUGAAAAAUGCUUGCAAUUUUUUGUUGUUGAGAGACACUUUAAAUAUGUGGUUGUGAUAAGCUUACUAUUUCUAACUUUUUUUGUAAUUUAAGAUUUUAAUGAAAUAAUGCAAUAUUUAAAUGCAACAUAUUCGAAAUAAAAUCGCAAAUUAUGAAGUCAUACUUUUUCACAUAGGAAAUCGGAUAGCAACAUCAAGACAACAGAAUUAGAAUAUUUAUUCAUACUCGAGGACUCCGAUGAGCUCUUUUUUCAGACGUCCAACCUCACUGCUCUUGCGCUUAAGGUACUUACUGAGCAAAACGUUUACUGUCCAUCAUGGAACUCACACAGGCAGCUGAUGAACUCGCCACUGAUGUUAACAGGAGGCAGAAUUCAGACUCGAGUUUCUGGGUUCAUCGCACGGCGCCCUAAACCACCACUGACUGCUGCACCCCAGCAAGGCUAAUACAAUUCAAAAACACAACGUACGGUCCUCAAGGAAUCGUCUCGUUGUUGCGUAUUCCGCUGCGCUGGGUUCCCAACGAUUAACCAGGGCGGCAGACACAGGGUGUCGUAGUGGUGAACACUCAUCGCCUCAGAGCGACAAGCACAUGGGUUCGAGUCUCAACUCGGGCGCCUCUCUGCGUGGCGUUUCUGUCUCUCCCCCUGCUCUGCGUGGGUUUCCUCUGCUGAGUUUUCCAGUUUCCUCCCAUAGCAAAAAAAUAGAAAAAAGUACACACAAUUUGUCACCGGUAUUGGCCAAAUAUUCUAAGGCUGAAAUAUUACCGGAAAAUGGCUCGAUUGGAGUUACAGCAACGUCGCUGGCCUGCUGCGGAACCUUGGCAGGACCCUGACAGAUGCAAGAGCCUUGAGACUCGGCAAGAGUUUCCUGGGAAAACAAGCGGAGUGGUCCCUCAGGUUACGAUGCCAUUGAUUAACGAUGUUUUGAUUAUUGAUCUGCCUCCCAUAGGGUGCCCCCAUUGUUUCUAUUAACGAUACAUUUUCGAUUAACGAUAUGUUUACGAUAUCACGCGGUUCCUUCCAGUUUCGGCCAAUCGGAACGCUCCUAAGUGGAAUAGGCAGCAGACCUCAGCCAAUCAGCGACCUGCCCUUUUAUGAGCGUUUUGAUAGCAACUGGCUGCUAGCUUUUCAAUAUUUUACGUGCGUUGCUUAUGGAAACAGCUCUCUUAAAUACUGAGUGUUUUUUUACUGAAAUGACAAGGAAGUGAAGAAAACAAUUAGUGUGCAAAUUAAGCAGGAAAUUAUUGAAAAUCACGAAAAUGCUCUCGAUUCACGAUAAUUUCACUUAAGGAUGAUUUUCGUGGAACCAAUAUCGUUAACUGAGUCACCCCACUGUACUCAGAAAAAUACUCAAUUAAAUAAGCAAUAGCUCUGGAUCACGUGCUGUCGUGACGACUGGAAAUGCUACGAUUGCCACUUUUGUUAACUCUUUGCAUGCAUGAAAAUGAAUGUUACACGUGGUUUCUACACAAUAAACAAUAGACAUGUUGGGAAGAAACGUUUA